Culex pipiens pallens (northern house mosquito) is the source of this 2916-nucleotide messenger RNA. RefSeq names its product small G protein signaling modulator 3 homolog. Lineage: Eukaryota; Metazoa; Arthropoda; Insecta; Diptera; Culicidae. The record is from RefSeq and is a predicted model, not a curated record. Bases 172 to 2589 code for a protein of 805 amino acids. The transcript is spliced from 2 exons. Gene Ontology annotation, molecular function: protein binding.
CGCUCAUUCACAGUUUUCUCCUCCCCUCAUUCAUCACUGACUGGGUCGUCGAGCGAGCGAGCGUUUUUUUUUCGUGUGCGGAGGUGGCCAAAGCCAGGUUUAAUCGAUAGGUGAAGAAAAAUCUGGUCUCGUUGGAAUUUUUAACGUGUGCGGGUUUAGUGGGUAUUCGCGAUGGACGUGGCCAAGUCCCUGUUUGGUGCCCGUGACCACGAAGGUUACGCUGGCAAGGAGGAACAUAUGAAAAAGGUAGAAUCUGCAAACUCGGAGGACGAUGGUGAGCUGGUCGAGUUGGCCGAGGGGUUGCACAUCUCGGAGAGUGAGAUUCGGCCGACGGCUGGGGGGCCGUUUUCGGCGUUGACGCCGUCGAUGUGGCCGCAGGAUAUAUUGGCGAAGUUGGGGCAGCCGGAGACGGACGAGCCGCCGAACCACCAGCCGGACUAUCGGUUCGAUGAGUUUGGGUUUAGGGUGGAGGAGGAGGAUGGGCCGGAGCCGAGUUCGAAUAGGUUGUUGAGUAUUCCGUUUAUGGAAGAUCCGGCGCAGCGACUGCAGUGGGUGGCUCAUUUGGAGUUUUCUCAUAAUAAGGAGGCGACUGAGUUGACGUGGGACAGCGUUGAGGUGGUGUUGCCGCGGACGGAGAAGUUGAGGGCGAUGGUUCGGCAGGGGAUUCCGCACUCGUUGCGGCCGCAGAUGUGGAUGCGACUGUCGGGGGCGUUGCAGAAGAAGCUGAAGUCGGAGACGACGUAUCAGGAUAUAUUGAAGGCUUCGUCGAAUGAUGCUCUGAUGACUUCGAAGCAAAUCGAGAAGGACCUGCUGCGGAUUAUGCCGACGAACGCGUGUUUCAGCUCGCUCAGCAGCACCGGAGUUCCGCGUUUGCGUCGGAUCUUGCGAGGAAUAGCCUGGCUCUAUCCGGACAUUGGAUAUUGUCAGGGAACGGGCGUGAUAGCGGCUUCGUUGUUGCUGCUGCUGGAAGAAGAGGACGCCUUCUGGAUGAUGGCCACGAUUGUGGAGGAUCUGCUGCCGGCGUCGUACUAUUCGUCCACGCUGCUUGGGAUUCAGGCCGACCAGCGGGUCAUGCAAACGCUCAUCGGAAGCUACCUGUCCGGGGUUGAUGAAACGCUCAAGAGCCACGACAUUGAACUCUCGCUCAUAACGCUGCACUGGUUUCUGACGCUGUUCGCGAGCGUGGUCCACAUGAAGAUUCUGCUCCGGAUCUGGGACUGGUUCUUCUACGACGGGUCGAUCGUCCUGUUCCAGCUGACGCUCGGUUUGCUAAAGAUCAAGGAACCGUCGCUAGAGAAUCUGGAAAAUUCUGCCCAGAUAUUCAACUCCCUGUCGGACAUUCCGGGCGACAUCGACGACGUGGAGCACCUGUUUGCGAUCUCGACCGAGGUCGGCGGCUCGCUGUCUCCAAUGGUGAUCGAAACGCACCGCCGGCGUCACCUGGCCUAUCUGAUGGCCGAUCAGGGCGGGCUGGUCGGCAAUCCGGAAGCCGGUUCGAACCUACCGAAGCAACAUCUGGCCCGGCGUCAGGUCAAAAAGUCCAAGUCGAUGCUGCAGAUGAUUCUGUUCGGUAGCGACGACGGCGACGAGGAGAUGAAGAACAAAAACAUCCGCCAAACGGAGAUCCUGGUAGAUCUGCGUGAGGCAAUCCUAAAAGUCGCCCGCCACUUCCUCGCGAUCGAACCGAAACUCGCCUCCCACAUCAAACUGGUGGCGGAUUACACGAUGGACAGUCACGCCAAAGACCACGAGAACUACAUCAACGUGUCCCGCACGCGAAGCAGACGCGCCAAGGCGCUGCACGACUUUGAACGGCACGACGACGACGAACUCGGUUUUCGCAAGAACGACAUCAUCACCAUCAUCAGCCAAAAGGACGAACACUGCUGGGUUGGCGAGCUGAACGGCCUGCGCGGCUGGUUCCCCGCAAAGUUCGUAGAACUCCUCGACGAACGCAGCAAGCAGUACAGCUGCGCCGGCGACGACGCCAUCUCGGAAACCGUCACCGACCUGGUCCGCGGAACGCUCGCUCCAACCCUCAAGCAAGUCCUCGAGCACGGAAUGCGCCGUCCGUCGUUCCUCGGCGGCCCGUGCCAUCCCUGGCUCUUCAUCGAGGAAGCCGCCACGCGCGAAGUCGAAAAGGACUUUGAAUCCGUCUACUCGCGGCUCGUCCUCUGCAAGACCUACCGCCUCGACGAAGACGGCAAAGUCCUCACCCCGGAAGAGCUCCUCUACCGUUGCGUUCAAUCCGUCAACCAAAGCCACGACGCGGCCCACGCCCAGAUGGACGUCAAGCUGCGCUCGCUCAUCUGCCUCGGCCUCAACGAGCAGGUCCUCCACCUCUGGAUGGAAGUCCUGUGCAGCUGCUCGGAAAUGGUCCAAAAAUGGUACCACCCGUGGAGCUUCAUCUACUCGCCCGGCUGGGUCCAGAUCAAGUGCGAGCUGCGGCUGCUGUGCCAGUUCGCGUUCAAUCUGAACCCCGACUGGGAGCUGCCGGCCAAGCGGGAAGCGGCCAGCCAGAGCCAACCGCUGAAGGACGGCGUCCGCGAUAUGCUCGUCAAGCAUCAUCUUUUCUCGUGGGAUCUGUAGAUAAAACCAAACAACGGUAGCUAGGCGCGUGUUCAAAUAGUUCAACCUGCAAAUUUUAUUUAUCAGAUGAGAUUUAUUUUAUUUACACCAUAUUUGUUUUUUAAUUUGUUAACAAGAGUCUCGUUCGUUCUGUUUUUUUUUUUGUUUCAAGGCCAUUUCUCCUCUUGCCGCAUUUGCAGUAUUAGUUUUAAGUCUGGAAAAAGUUCUUGAUUGAUUUGUGUCCCGUUCUGUUGAGGUUUGAUAAAGCAAAACGUAGCAUUUAUAAACGGAACAUUGCGGAAUAAAAAUAUGCUGUAAUAUUUACUUCUAAAAUAUAUAUGUACAACU